Messenger RNA from Rhea pennata, 6159 nucleotides. It is a transcript of the gene PDLIM5, whose product is annotated as PDZ and LIM domain 5. Bases 119 to 2788 code for a protein of 889 amino acids. Gene Ontology annotation, molecular function: muscle alpha-actinin binding; actin binding. The transcript is spliced from 21 exons. The record is from RefSeq and is a predicted model, not a curated record. Gene Ontology annotation, biological process: heart development; muscle structure development; actin cytoskeleton organization. Gene Ontology annotation, cellular component: Z disc; filamentous actin; adherens junction. NCBI's taxonomy places the organism in Eukaryota, Metazoa, Chordata, Aves, Rheiformes, Rheidae.
CGGGGCCGGGCCGCCGGCGGGCAGUCGCGCCGCGGGUGUCCUGGCCGCCCCGCUCCGCGCCCUGCGCCGCGCCGUGGGGCACCGUUUCUUUGGAGCGGCUCCCUGAACGUUUGACACCAUGAGCAGCUACAGCGUGUCCCUGGUCGGCCCGGCUCCUUGGGGCUUCAGGCUGCAGGGCGGCAAGGACUUCAACAUGCCGCUCUCCAUCUCUCGGCUGAACGACAGCGGCAAGGCAGCCCGAGCAAACGUGGGGGUAGGCGAUGUGGUUCUCACCAUUGAUGGCAUAAGUACAGAUGGGAUGACUCACCUGGAAGCGCAAAACAAGAUCAAGGCGUGUACAGGCAAUUUGAACAUGACUCUGCAAAGAGUGGCGACUGUACCAAAACCAGAUCCUGUUCAAGUGCAAAAGGGAGAACCUAAAGAAGUAGUUAAGCCCGUGCCCAUUGCCUCUCCUGCUGCACCCAAAGCCGCUUCCCUGGCCGCCGUGGCUUACAAUAAGACACCGAGGCCGUUCGGGGCGGUCGCUUCCUCCAAAGUCGCUUCCAUCCCGUCACCGUCCUCCGCCUUCACCCCGUCACCCGCGCCCCCCGCGCCGGCCGCCCCGGCCCCCCGCGCCGCACCCGGACCGCACGCUAACGCUAGCGCCGAGCCGCGGGCGGCCGCCCCCGGCGCCGCUAAAGCCGCCGCUAGCGUCCCGCGGCAGCCGGCCCCGGAGGCGGCGGAGGGGCCGCGACGAGGGCUCGGAGACGCCCAGGGGGACAGUAAACUGCAGAACGGCCCGCCGCGGAAGCACAUCGUGGAUACCUACACGGAGUUUUACCACACGCCUACUCACAGCGACGCCAGCAAGAAGCGGCUGAUCGAAGACACCGAGGACUGGCACCCGCGCACGGGGACCACCCAGUCCCGCUCUUUCCGCAUCCUUGCCCAGAUCACCGGCACCGACCGUAUGAAAGAACCAGAACCUGAAACUGCAAAGAAGACUAAGGAAAGCCAAACGGAGAGCGGCGAUUUCAGCAUACCUGCAGAUCUGCCUAAUGGGACAGGAGCCGAGGAGUCCUCUAAUAAUCUGGAUAAAACCUCUGUAGCUACUCAGACUUUCGAGAUGCCGCCUGUAGCAGAAUUGCCAUCAACGCCUUUACCACCAACAAGACCGGAGCCCGCAGCAGCGCUCUCGCCUGUAGCAGCACCGUCACCCGUCAGCGCGCUCUCUCCCAGGCUUCCUGAGCACCUUGUCUCCGCGGCUCCCGGGAGAAAACUUUUGUUUGAGCAUCCUUUGGAGGCCUUACCCAAGUGUGCACCUCAUCCCCCUGCAAUUGUUCAGGUUUUAAAUACCUGCAGCCAAGUAGCCACAGUGUCUAAAGUGCCACCUGCUUACUCUAGGAAAAUAACCGCGGAGCUGGUGGCUCUAGGUGCCGACGGAGAGAGUCCCCCCUCGGCUAAGUGCACGGUGGCCACGCAGGCUCCGGAGCCGUUCGUGCCUGCAGUUGCCACCCUGCAACCGCCUCCGCCAGCCCAGCCUCCGGAGACCGUCCUCUGGGAGCCUCCUGAGCCCCUCAGGCGUGCUGCAUCUCUGCCUACUUGUGAAACAAAUUCUUUUACUAAAAUCUCAAGCUGUCAGUCUAAAUCAUCCAUGAGUUAUACAAGGAAAGUGCUGCUGGGAAAUCCCUUGGAAAGCCUGCCCAGGGCUGCUCCGGCUCCUGUUCCUGCUCUUUCUCCUUUCAAGCAGAGGUCAAAAAUUAAGAGCAUGGCUGCUGCCGCCGUGUCUGCUGCUGUUGCAAUCCGGGCCAGACUCUCCGAACCUAACGCCUACCGCUCGCUCUUGGACGCGCUGCUCAUCACCCCUAUCGCUAAACCUCCUCUCCAGGCCCUCCGGCCCGCCAGGAAAUCCACGAGCGUGCUGGAGCUGCCGACAGCCCGGAGCGAUUCCCUGGAGGCUACCCAGCCCGUUGCUUUUACGGCCGCCUCAGUGAGGAACAUGCCCGCGAGCCAAGAAAACACGGACGCUAGACCUGCUCCGGCCAACAGCACAUCUGCUGCAGCCGUCAAGCCAGCCGGAGCCCCGAGCGCCGCCAAAUUCUCAGGCUGGCAGCCGCCGAACCGAGCAGCCCCCGUGAGUGGGUGGACGUCGAACAGCGUCAGGCCGCCGGGGACGGCCGCCCCGAGCGAGAAGCUUGCGACGGCGCCGCUCGCCGAGCCGGACACGCUGGUGCAGAGGGCAGAGCACAUUCCCGCGGGGAAGCGCACGCCCAUGUGCGCCCACUGCGACCAAGUCAUCAGGGGACCCUUCUUGGUGGCUUUGGGGAAGUCGUGGCACCCGGAGGAGUUCAACUGCGCCCACUGCAAGACCUCCAUGGCCUACAUCGGGUUCGUGGAGGAGAAGGGAGCGCUGUACUGCGAGGGCUGCUACGAGAAGUUCUUCGCCCCCGAGUGCUCACGCUGCCAGAGGAAGAUCCUGGGCGAAGUAAUAAAUGCUUUGAAACAAACUUGGCACGUUUCCUGUUUCGUGUGUGUGGCCUGUCAUAACCCAAUCCGCAAUAAUGUCUUCCACUUGGAAGAUGGUGAUCCCUACUGCGAGACGGAUUACUAUGCCCUCUUCGGUACCAUGUGCCACGGCUGUGAAUUCCCCAUUGAAGCUGGAGACCGGUUUCUUGAAGCCCUGGGCCACACUUGGCACGACACUUGCUUUGUGUGCUCGGUGUGUUCUGACAGUUUGGAGGGUCAGACUUUCUUCUCCAAGAAGGACAAGCCACUGUGCAAGAAACAUGCUCACUCUGUCAACAUCUGAUGCUGGGAGCUCAUCUUGUUUAGCAAAUGUACUGAGUGGAAAGACAGGUUAAAAUGUCCAUGCUCAAUAAUUGGUUAAAAGUAUUUAUAUACAUUUUUCUAAAAAUGCAAGAGAAAUGUGGAAAAUUUAGGGGUUUUGAACACUGAUCUUUGGAGUGUUUAUCAGUUAGGGUUUGCUUCACAAAAAGAUACACACCUAGCCAAACUAGAGUGCCUUUACUUCUAUACCUGGCACAUUACUGUUUUGGUUUCAUGAUAUUAUGACCACAUUUUUAGCUGCUUCAAUAUUAGAAGGGAAACUUUUAUAAAAAUACAAACCUGAUAUUAGAAAUCUUGGUUUUGCUGCUGUUUGACAAACGAGGAGGAGUUGGUUUCAGCUGUCUGGAUCACUUUAUUGCAUUGAUGGUUUUCUAAAGUGCACCUAGAAGUACUGAAGCUAGCUCUGGUAUUUCAUGAAAACAGGAGCUCAAAGCAAAGAUAAGAUUAGAUGGAGUAGAUUUCAGUGACUGACAUUUUCAUCUGAUGCUCAUAUUCAUCAAGCCUCCUGCACAGUUAUACAUACCUGUGCCUUUGGCAGUUGCAUCUCUGAUGGGACUGCAAAGGACUGAGAUUUUUACAAAGCUUUUCAGUGGAGGACUGGCUACUGAAGUCAAGCAGAAUAAUUUAAAAAAAUGCCAUUUAGAAGAAAACAUAAAUGGGGCACAGUUUUUUAAAUCAUGACAUGUAUUACCAGACUACUAGCCAAAAAGUGCUAGUGGAAGUGUGUUUGACAGGAAGAAAAUGUCAGAUCACAUCUUAAAUGCAAGGGAGUGGGGGUUCAUAUGCUUAUGUUCACGGUCCAGGUUUUAGAUACAUAUAAGUGCCUUGGAAAGGGGAAGUUGCAUUGAUUCUGCAUGUAGCAGGGUUUUAUACACAGAAUGUGAGGCUUUGGUGUCUAAUGAGGGAAACUUCUGCAACGCAGCUGAGGACAUUGUUUUUCUCUCAGUAUAUUCUUUAUGAGGUAGCUCAAGCACAUGUAUAGUGGUGGUUUGCCAGUUAGUUUACUGAAAACUUAUUUUCUUGCCCUUCUUGAUGUUACAAUUGUUAUUAGCUUAGUUUUUCCUCUCUUUUCCUCCAAAUGUAAGGAAUGUAUUGUUGAAUAACACCGUACUGAGGUAGGCAGUUUGGUAUCUCUCAGUUCUUGCGAGGGAACAGGGCCAGUGCUGUCUCCGUGUGUUUCUUGCAACCCAGGAGACUUUGGCAGUUCUGCAGCUUGACCCGAGUUUCACCUUCAUCCAGAGUCAACACAAGACCUGUACACCCAGCUAAGCCCCACCUGACUUUGAAAGUAGGGCUUACCGUGGUACAUCGCGAUGGUAGGCAUAUGGGGAGGAGGCGAUGGCCCUCUGCACGGGGGUGAGUUUCACUCCGCAGGGUUGCACCGCGGAGGAAGGGGCCUCUCGGUGCCAGAUUAGUUGAACUGAUAGCCAUCAGUGCUCUUUCCACUAGAUGUGAAAAGUGACCAUUUACUGGCGUUUUUUUUUCUGAUGUGAAAGAUUUUAUUCACUGAUGGGGAGGAGAGAUGUUUAUCCAUCAAAUCACUGGGAAGGUUGCAAAGAAUUGGCAUAUCCAUUUGCUGGUUUGCCAGGGGUCAGUAAAGCAGUUGUAAGAAAAGCUGUAACAGAAAAAACCAAAGCUGCUGUACUGAAAAGUGCAAGAUACUUGGCAUUCCUUCAGUGAGGCAGGUCGACGAAAUGGGCUCUUUCAGUUUAUUUCCAAAAUUGUUUUUUAAGUUGUUUUUCUUUAAUACUACCACCUUUCUCUUAACUUCUGCUAGUAUGGAAGAAAUAGUAUAAAGCUGUUGAAAAGAAUAAAAAAAAAAUGUUUCCGCACCCUGUAGAUGUGGGUUUGGCCAAAAAUCAGCAGGAUAGUGGCAGACUGGGCAAGAUGGGGCGAUGUGAGUCAGGUUGCUUUUGAAAUUAGUGGAAUGUGGAGAAAUGAGAUGCAAAUACUAGGUUUCAGCAGAGCGAGGCUGCACACGUGUGAGGAAAGAGGAGGGGAAUGCACAGGAUGAAGCGUUCAGUGAUUUCUGUAACGCAAACCUUGCUAUUUCAAAGUAGGGUGGGAACUCUUCAAUGGGCACAAUAUUUGCCUGUGUCCUUAAGUUUUGUCAUCUUAACCUUUAUUAGAAUUAUACUUGUUAAGUGAGAUUCUCUAGAAUUUCAAAAUUUUCAAUUGUUAAUGAAUUUGAGGACGAAAGUCUGAAAGACUCCAGUAGUACUAUUUCAUGUAGCUGCUUUGCCGUGUAGUUUCUGCUUUGUCUAUUUGUUUAAAAUUUAAGGAAAGGAAUCACUGAUACAUAAUGAGUAUUUAAUGGCUCUACAAAAUUAUAUAAAUGAACUAAAACAAAAAGGAACAUAAUGUUUAUCGUUAUUUUAAUAAGUGAGAUUUUAGUAGAGCACUUUAUAAUAAUGCCAUAUAUCUCACUGAAUAUUUAUUUCUUUUUUCUCGUUAGGACUGUUUCAUACUGGUAUCUUUGUAUUUUAUUUGUAAGCCUGCAUAUUUACCUCUGGAAUCUUUUGGGGGGAGGAGGGCAUAGGGGAUUGUGUAUUUAUAUAUACAUAUCUUCUGUAUACACAAAUACAUAUAUGUGUGUGUAUAUUGAGACGUGUAUAUAUGCACAUACAUAUAUACGUAUAUUUGACUGCAGUCUUGACAUAGCAAAAAUCAGCACCGUUCCAUUCUCAUUUGGACUUUUCAUAAGACUCACAACUAUUUUUCCAAUGAUAGAUCCAUCAUGUUCUUGUUUUGAGGGAACACAAGAAGGUCUGGGGCUCAGUCCCUUCUUUUAGAAACAGAGAGACAUAUCAGUAACAAAACUACUGUAGUUUUUUUGCAUGCAUUUUCUUCAGUAAUUACUUUUUCUUUCAAAACUCUGCCUAUAUUGGAUUUAAUUGUUUGCAGGUAGAAGGUCUUUAUAAGUGAAUAAUUGAAUCAUGGUGACAGUUUCAGUAUAUUGUAACUAAAUAAUUCAGAAUUAUGUGUAAAUAUAACAAAUGCUUAAUAUAACAAUGCAAUAAACUUAAGAGCACAAACUGAGUAGUGAUUCAGUAUGUGGUGUUCUGUUCAGCUGUGUGCCUGGUUUUUUUUUAUGGAGCUGCUCACAUGUUCCAGUCAUGAAUGGCUUUGCAAACACGAGUAAGAAGGAAAGGGAACUACAUCAGCUCACAGAUGAGUGGUUUGAAUACCCAUGUUUUUCAUUUGGUUUUACCCUGAAACAAUCAGCUGUUAUUGAUAAUUUGCUUGCUUGCAUUCGGAAGUCUUUUGUUUCAAGUUUUGCCUGGUCACGUUUGCAAAUUUAAUAAAUAAAAAACCCCACACUUUCUGUUGUCA